Molecule: messenger RNA, 632 nt
Organism: Thermothielavioides terrestris NRRL 8126
Lineage: Eukaryota; Fungi; Ascomycota; Sordariomycetes; Sordariales; Chaetomiaceae
Exons: 3
Coding region: 49-393 (114 amino acids)
Source: RefSeq, a predicted model, not a curated record
UUGUCAAGUGAGAGCCAACAAGGAUUCACGCGAGCUCCAAACAACAAGAUGGGAAUUUUUGCGAAGCGUACCAAGACGAAAACUCGGCGGCGAACCCGCGAUCUCGACCAGAUCCAGGCCGACCUCCUGUCGCCUAGGCACCUUGAGCAAUACAAGGAGACCAAGGCCGCGGAGGACCUGCCUGGUCUGGGACGACACUAUUGUAUCGAGUGUGCCAAGUGGUUUGAUACGGAAACGACCCUAGUUCUGCACCGCAAGGGAAAGCCGCACAAGAGGAGGCUUAAGCAGUUGCGUGAGGGUCCUUACACACACGAGGAGGCCGCCGCCGCCGUCGGCUUCAGGAUAGACAACGGCCCGGAAAAGUCCAAAUCCCAGGAUAUUGAGAUGUCCUAGCAUUCUUGCCUUCAAGCAGACACUCAGUCUACGAUACCAAGGGAGGCGAGGCGAGCUCCUUUUCAGCAUGUACCCAGGGAUGAAUUGCAGCAUGGUAGAGGCGUUCGGGCGGCGUCAGGCAGGAAAAGGAAAGCUGCUAUUCUUCAUUGUGCUUUGCCCUUCUGGUUCAGGUACCUAGGAAGAGUUUUUUUACAUUUAGCAAUAUCCCAAACACGUUCCAGCACCUGUGUUGGUGGCAG